AUCAAGUCUAUUGUAGCUAUGUAGGAGGUAACAUAUCAGCAUGGAUUGAAGAUUGGCGGGCUAACAGGAAACGGAGGGAAUGUCAGUAGUCAAAACACUACAACAAGCUGACAGCUGGCAUCCAGAAGCAGACUGUCAUCCAAGCGUUAACAAAGCACAGGAUUUCACAGUUUGGGACUCAGUUAUGUUUCCACAGAAUUUGUACUGAAAACCACAUUGGGAUUUCAAACCUAGUCAACAUGGCCUCGAUACAUAAGGAGGACAAAGCGGGUUAUUGUGGUAGCAGAGAUUCCCAGCUCUGUUACACGCACAUCAGCGGCUGCCCUCCGGCUCCGGCCCCGGCUCCGCCCCAGCCCAGCGCCAGCCUGAGCGGCGGACCGCUCGCGUCACGGACACCACCGCGACAGCCUAUCGGCCGCGGCCCAGCGGCGUGACGACCGCUGCACGUGACGUGUCUUUAACGCCGGAGUCCCUGUCGUCGAGGGUAAAUGUAGAGCAUGAGCACCGCGCAGCUUGUUCGGACACAGCCAUAAUAACAUGGUUUCUGGAUCAGCACUGAAGUUUUUCUGAGCUGACGUUUGUAACUUUGCAUUUCUAAAAUAUAUUUUUCUUUUUUUAAAAAAAAUGACCGGAGUAUUUGACAGUCUCGCUGCAGAUAUGCAUUCGAACCAAAUUACCUCGAGUUAUCACAACAUGCACAAGUCCCACUCCCAGGAAUCUCCAACGUUGCCAGUGUCUACUGCAACUGACAGCAGCUAUUACAAUGGGCAGCAGCACGUCCCCUGCACUGGGUCGCCUUACGGACAGCUUAACUCCUAUCAGCUUCACGUUGGUAACAUGAACAAUCUUUCGUAUAGCGCCAAAUCCUAUGAAAUCAGUUACACAAAUUGUUACAAUACCUACACUUCCUUUGGUACAAGUAAUUCGCCGGUAAAUACUGAUAUAGAAAAAGAAGAGUGCGAGCCUGAAAUAAGAAUAGUCAAUGGGAAACCAAAGAAAGUUCGAAAGCCCCGAACCAUUUACUCCAGCUUUCAACUGGCAGCUUUGCAAAGACGGUUCCAGAAAACCCAGUAUUUGGCUUUGCCCGAAAGGGCCGAGCUGGCUGCGUCCAUGGGCCUUACACAAACUCAGGUAAAAAUUUGGUUUCAGAACCGCCGAUCUAAAUUCAAGAAAAUGUGGAAAAAUGCAGAAAUGCCAAAAGAACAGAAUCUCAGUGCCAGGGAAUCUCCGCCUUGCAGUUCUCCGCCAUCCUCUGUAGCGUGGGACCACUCUCCACACCAGAGAAUUAACUGCAACUCAGCUAUCACGCAGAACAACAGCCCGGCCGCGGCCUUCUUAGGGAACUACUCCUGGUAUCCCGGUUCAAGUAGUGCUUCACAUUUUCAAUCAACCCCGAUUCUUCAGCACCAGUCUACUGUAAGCACAGGGACAAUGUACUGACCCGACGAUACCAUAUAUCGUCUGGUUAAAUGAGACGCUACCUAAAAACUUUCCAAAACAGAGGAAAUAUGAGUUUUUUUUAAAGAACAAUCAUUACAGUACCAUCCUUUAUAACGUUUGUAUUAAUUGGUGCCUUUGCAAAUGACCUCAUUUUCUAUGUUUUUGAACUAACUGUGGUAUUUAUGACGAGUCGGGUCCGUGCUGUUAAAACGCCGAUCAUGGUUAUUCAGCUUACAGUGUAGACGAUGGAAAACUAUUUGUAAAUAAAUGCCUUCAAUCGUGCCGAACUACCUGAAUACGAAUGUGCAUCCAUUAGAUUGAUUGCUGUAAUACAAUAUAAUAGUUUUAUCCACUUUUUGUGUGUUACGUAGCUGUUCUAAUAAUAUCUGAUAUACUGUACCAGCGGUAUGUUUCUAUUGGUUCAACCCUGCAUUUAAAGCGUUUCGUACAAGGAGUUAAAUGUGCUACUGAUUUUAUUCCACUGAUAGAUGGGGGGGAUGCUAUUUUCUUUAUUUAUUCUAUAAAACAACGUCAGUACAAUGUUGUUUUAAUGAAAAGAAAUAUAUUAUUUAAAUAAAUAUUGUUUAAAUGUUAUUAUUGUUACAACUGUAAUCACGAACGCUUGAAUCAAGCAAAUUUAUAAAAAAAAGUUUUUGUUUUAGUAGAGUGGUUUUAUUGAGAUAUUGAAAAAAAUUCACCUAGUGAUAAUGGCCGUCCAUAUUAAUAAACUCAACUAGCUGUUACUAGGAAAUAAUACCCUAUUCAACUGCAAGCUUGCAAUAUUACAACUUGCAAACUGCAAACAGGGUUGUAGCUCACUGCUCAAUUAAAGUAUAGGCGCCGAAACAGGGGAUUGUUACAACCGGCUCCUUGUUUUGCAGAUUAUAGAUGUGUACGUGCGCGACGGCAGUGCUUUAGCGCAGACAUUCAUCAAUCAACGACAUAUUCUCCACAUUAAAGCGUGCUCCGCCCUCCGGAGAGCCGGCGCCGGAUAAAUUUAUCCCAUAAAUAUUACUCAUGACGUAACUUUUGGCGAGAUCCAGGUUAGAAGCUGGGAGAACAUGUUGAAUAUGAUCUGUGAAGAGCUCAACAGGCUUCGACAUAUAAUGCGGAUAUUUUUUUAAUAUCGCAACAUGUCUGAGGCAGUCGUGCUGAAAUUGUUAACGCGACAGCCAAACCCAGAUCUGCCCCAAAACGCAAUUCAAAGGAUUAUAUUGAGAAAGCAUAUGAAUCUCCGGCGUUUCUACAGAGUUUUUUGUUUAGUUCGAACACACUGCCGUCUGGAACAGCUAUGCAACUCCAGACAUUGAAUAAUUGAUGCGGAUAAGAGCUGUUCGAAAGUUCUUGAAGGGGACCUAACAUUGUUACCGAGAUAAACGUGUGAUAUAGAAUGGAGGGGGGGAGGGAGAGAUGUUGCCUUUCUGAUUUUUGUUAACAAGACAACUGUUCUUUUAUAGGGAUUCCAUGUAUUGUAGACGAUGACUAACAGGCCCAAGUAUUAGUGCCUGGGGCGGAAUGUUUAAGCCAGUUGUCAGAGGCACGCAAAACGCCUUGGCAUGCGAGCUCUGGAGAGGCAAGUUUGGCUCAGGAGCAAGUAGACACACUGGAGACAGAACUCCUUUCUAUAGAUUCCCUUUUUUCAUUAACCGCGAGAGGCACAAACCAACAGAAAUCGCCCGAAGCAAACCACUAUUAAGCACAGUAACAGUGAAACCACACAAACAGACCUUCUGAUCUACUCGGAACUUCGUUUCCUCGAGAGAUCUUGUCGGUGAAAAAAAAGGGUUCAAAAUAUUAAUUUCUAGCAGAACAUGUAUGUAAAAGGAGCGUAUGCAUUUUAACAAAGCCCCAAAGCGUUGUUCUCUUGCUGUAAAAGCCCUUACCUAAACGCUGCUACUUUUUCAUUGUUUUAAAGUAAAACGAUGCAACAUUGUGAUAUUUUUCAAACAGAAAUUGAUGACUAGAAACAAGCUGAUGACUACCAGAUGAUAGGACCCAAGGAUGGAAGUUAUAUAUAACGAAACUUAUAUAAUUUGUGGGAAAAGGCUUCGAAAUGUAAAUUAAUAUUUUAUUAUGGAUUAAAAACGGUACAUUUUCAACAAUUAACCACGUAGCCAUACGCGUAAAAAUACAACAUACGCAAAAAAAGUCGUCUUGUUUUUUUGGCAACUACUUAAAGCUGAAAUAACAGCUACAGCCGACGCCUGCGAUCCGGAAAACUAGAAAAGCAGUAUGAUCUGGCAAAACAGUUGUACUUUGAGUCCUGAUGAAGGGUCUCGGCCCGAAACGUCGACUAUUUAUUCACUUCCAUAGAUGCUGCCGGACCUGCUGAGUUCCUCCAGCAUUGUGUGUGUGUUGCUCUGGAUUUCCAGCAUCUGUAGAAUCUCUCGUGCUUAUUACUUAAAGAAAUGCGUUAUAUUAACAAUAAUUUCAUAUCAUAUAAAAAAGGUUUGUUUAAGAUAAUCCGUUAAGUGGACUAAAGUGUGACUUAAAAAUAAAAUUCUUGAAAUAUUUAUUUCGAUUUCUGAACUUAGAUUCCCUCGUUUAUUUUGUUCUU
Molecule: messenger RNA, 3997 nt
Organism: Mobula hypostoma (lesser devil ray)
Lineage: Eukaryota; Metazoa; Chordata; Chondrichthyes; Myliobatiformes; Myliobatidae
Product: homeobox protein DLL-4-like
Exons: 6
Coding region: 625-1440 (271 amino acids)
Biological process (GO): embryo development; cell differentiation; negative regulation of transcription by RNA polymerase II
Molecular function (GO): DNA-binding transcription factor activity, RNA polymerase II-specific; RNA polymerase II cis-regulatory region sequence-specific DNA binding
Source: RefSeq, a predicted model, not a curated record